AAUCGAAAUAUCAAGCAGCAGAGAUAGCUCACAGCUCUCAGCGCCACUGCGACCAACUCCAGUACCGUUUCAAGAAGAAAAACAGCAACAUAAUGCAGUCACCAAAAUCGUUAACCCUUGUCAAUACAAUCUUGGCCCUCAUACUUUGUAUGUCAACCCUUGUGAGGACUUCACCCAUUCAAACAGAUUUCGCGGAACCGGAAGACCUUUUGGUCAAAAGGGCCCUAUAUGGAAUCUUGGAACGAAAUGCCGCCAUCGAUAACCCCAACUACAUGGCUUUCCUUCGACGUGCACAACUGAAGCGAGGUUCAAAGGUCACAAACAGAGCGGGAAGUAAUCGAAGUCUAUGCCUCUGGAAGGUUUGUCCAACGGCACCCUGGAUGAACACAGCAUGAGGCUAGACAAGAAACUUCAAGUCUGCAAGGAUCGAUCCUGGAGCGUCUCUUUUCAGCCAAAUAUCGAGGAGAAGUCAUGUGGAUCAAAAUCAAAACCAUAAUUCUGAAUUUCAGGAAAAUAAUGUGAAAAAAAGCGGUGGGGAGCUACAAAUACCCCGCAUCCCACACAUCAGACACCACCAGCAUCACCACCUCUACUACUACUACUACUACUACUACUACUGAUGUUAUUAAUGAGACCAUUACUACGGCAACAGCGGCACCAGCAAACAAUAUCAAUAACCAUAUCCAUUGGUACUAACAACUACGAAUAUUUUUAUUAAUAUUAUUAUAACCGCAGUUAGCAGUAACAACAAACAGGACUACAUGAACAAUUGACCAAUACUAACAACA
This is a messenger RNA of Octopus sinensis (East Asian common octopus), 788 nucleotides long. RefSeq lists its product as uncharacterized. Bases 93 to 395 code for a protein of 100 amino acids. NCBI's taxonomy places the organism in Eukaryota, Metazoa, Mollusca, Cephalopoda, Octopoda, Octopodidae. The record is from RefSeq and is a predicted model, not a curated record. The transcript is spliced from 3 exons.